GAAAUGAACGGUUUUUUGGAUCAAGAUAGCCAUAAUUUUGAGGAAAUAAAAGUCAAAUUUGAGGAUAAUAAAUUUUAUAGUGAAGAUGAGAAUGAAUUUAAUGAUGAAAGCGACAAUGAAUUUGGUAGUGAAAAUGAAAGCGAGAUCGAAGAAGAUGAUAAAACUAGAUUUAAUAAAGGAGAGACUGUGAUAUUCAUAUCUAAUGAAAUUAAUAAAAUGCUUGAACAAGAUUAUAUUACAGCAAAAGACAUUCUCAAUACUGCACAGGAAAUUGCUAAGUGUCUUGGAUUUGCAGUAACAAUCAAAAACAGUAGUUGUCGCCAUUUACAUCUUCAAUGCAAACAUGGCAGUCAACCCUGUAAUACCUCAAAUUUGACAGUAGACACGCGCAAAAGAAAAAGAAUGAGUAAACGUUAUGGAUGCCAAUUUCUUUUAAAGGCAGUACUACAAAAUUCUAAAUGGCAUGUUACUGAAAUAAUAAAUAAGCAUAAUCAUCCUAUGACCAAAGAUGAAAGAAUUUUCCAUGAACAUCGUCAGUUAAUGCAGGAAACAAGAAGUGUGGCUGUGCGAAUGUUGAAAGCAGGAGCAAGCCCAAGUAUGAUCUAUGAAGCUAUUAGGGACGAGGAUGGAAACCCAACCACAACUCGAAAGGACAUAUCUAAUUUAGGCUUACAAAUCAACUCUCUAGAGGAGACUGCUUCAAUGAAGGCACUGAUAAUUGGCAUGAAGAAAAGAGGAUAUAUAGUGCGCUGUGAAAAUUAUAAAGGAAAUGUAGAUAGUCAUCUAAAGCAUUUAUUUUUCUGCUAUUCUAAUUCGGUAACAAGUGCCAGACGCUUUCCAGAAGUGGUUUUAAUCGAUGCCACUUAUAAAACAAAUGUUUACAAAUUACCAUUUGUAAAUUUUGUUGGCAUUGGUAAUCUUGGUAUAAAUAAAUUGCAAACAUUUGGUAUUGCUGGCACCUGGAUCUCUGAUGAAUCAGAGAAUUCGUAUAUUUGGGUUAUUCGACAGCUCAUUUCUCUUGUAUUUUUUGAACUUUCUCCUUUGGUGUUUGUUACAGAUAAUGAUGCCACACUUACUAGUGCUGUUAGAAAAAUUUUUUCAAAAGCUGAUUGUCUUUUAUGUACUUGGCACAUUUUAAAUAAUUUUAAAAAAAAUUUAAGAAAACAUUUUGAUGAUGAUUCAUUCGAUGAAAUUAUUAAAACUGUGGAUCAUCUUAUUAAUGUAAGGGAUUAUGAUGCAUUCAAUUCAACAAUUACUGCCUAUAAAAAAUUGGCCUCAUUGAGCUUAAACGAAGAGAAUGUAAUAAAAUAUCUUGAGAGAUGGUUGCGUUUGCAUUAUGAAGAGAGCUCAUUGCAAUAUGAAAGUAAAAGUAUAAAUAUUGACCCAUUGUUAGCACAAGAUGAUAAAUAUCAAUUAGGACCACUUUUGGGAAAAGUAUCUCAGUUUGCGCUAAAUAGUAUAAAGAAUGAACUUCUCAGUACCACUAUAUAUGAAGUUUGCUUGUGCGAACCACGUGUUAAUUACAAUAUACCUUGUCGUCAUAUGCUUCCAGCAAAAUGUCCUAUUGUGUUAUCAAGUAUUUCAAAAAGAUGGCUAUUAUUUCCUGAUCAAGAUCAAUUAGAUUCUCAUGAACAGCAAAAGUUAGUCCUUCUAAACCAACUUGAUGAUAUUUUGACAGUUCCAGAAGUUAAGCUUUCUGAUAUAAAAAAUGUUAAGAAAGAACCAACUAAAAGUACCAGCUUUUCGCAAUGUAUUUCAGAACUUCACAUCGAAGCCUCGAAGAUUUUGUUAAAUUAUCACAUUCCUGCUGAUGAUAUAGACCAAGUAUAUAAUCCACUAAGCGAUGGUAAUUGUGGAUUUCAUGCACUUGUCUUUGCUAUUAGAGGGAAUGAAGAAAAUUGGGACCUCAUCAAAUUAGCAAUGAAUAAUCAAUUAAAUAAGCGAAUGGAGAUUUACAAAGAUUGGUUAGGUUAUAACAUUGAAUUGCUUAAACAGAUAUUGGAGUCUCGAGCAUCACCUUGUGAACCUUCGCUUUGGUUUCUGUCACCUGAUUGCGCUCAAUUAGCUGCCAACACUUUUUCUGUUCCUAUCGCUAUUUUUGACGAGAGAAAUGAACAGAGUAUGAUGUUCUUUCCAUUAGAAACACCACCAGUGCAUCGAAGGAACCCAAUUAUUUUACAUUUUAUAAAUGAAAAUCAUAUUAUAUAUGUAG
This is a messenger RNA of Cetraspora pellucida, 2212 nucleotides long. The record is from the annotation of a GenBank genome assembly. NCBI's taxonomy places the organism in Eukaryota, Fungi, Glomeromycota, Glomeromycetes, Diversisporales, Gigasporaceae.